This is a messenger RNA of Orcinus orca (killer whale), 3944 nucleotides long. It is a transcript of the gene IFT54, whose product is annotated as TRAF3 interacting protein 1. Gene Ontology annotation, biological process: intraciliary transport; regulation of microtubule cytoskeleton organization; cilium assembly. The record is from RefSeq and is a predicted model, not a curated record. The transcript is spliced from 18 exons. NCBI's taxonomy places the organism in Eukaryota, Metazoa, Chordata, Mammalia, Artiodactyla, Delphinidae. Gene Ontology annotation, molecular function: microtubule binding. Bases 135 to 2291 code for a protein of 718 amino acids. Gene Ontology annotation, cellular component: intraciliary transport particle B; ciliary basal body; axoneme.
GACUCCGGUGCACUGUGGGAUGGAAACCCGAGCGGCGCGUCUAGGCCGGACCUGGCGGCGGCGGCGGCGGGGCCGGCGGCGGCCGGGGAGCGGGGUUUAGGCUCGGCGGCCGGCGAGACGCGGGCGGCGCCGCCAUGAACGCGGCGGUGGUGAAGCGGACGCAGGAGGCUCUGGGGAAGGUGAUUCGGAGGCCGCCGCUGACGGAGAAGCUGCUGAACAAACCCCCGUUCCGCUACCUGCACGACAUCAUCACGGAGGUGAUCAGGAUGACCGGUUUCAUGAAGGGCCUCUACACAGACGCCGAGAUGAAGUCCGAUAACGUUAAGGAUAAAGACGCCAAAAUUAGCUUCCUUCAGAAGGCCAUAGACGUGGUGGUCAUGGUCUCCGGAGAGCCACUGUUGGCAAAACCGGCUCGGAUCGUGGCCGGGCACGAGCCUGAAAGGACCAACGAGCUGCUCCAGAGAAUCGGAAAGUGCUGUCUCAACAAGCUCUCCAGCGACGAUGCGGUGAAGAGAGUGUUAGCCGGAGAGAAGGUGGAAACAAAAGGAAGGUCCUCACUGACGUCGAAACCUCAAGAAUUGGAUAAUAAGAACGUGAGGGAGGAAGCAUCCAGGGUUCAUAAGGAUAAAGAGGAUAGAAGAAACUCUGAAAUAAAUGAGAGGAAUACAAGCGGAGGUCGAAAACAGAAAGAGGAAGAAAGCAAACCAAGAGAAAAGGAAAGGGACAGGGAGAAGGCCAAGGAGAAUGACCGAGACAGACACAAAGAUCCCGAGAGAGACAAGUGCCACGAAGGGGAGAGCGAGCGGGCCAAGAACAGGGCCCGGCCGGAGAGGGCCAGGGACAAGGGCGCAGAGCGGGAGAGCGAGCGGAAGAACGAGGGCGGAAAGGAGGAGAAGUGGAAAGACCGGGAGAGCGAGCGCGAGCGACACAAGGGCCAGGAGCGGGCCCGGCAGAGGGUGCGGGACGGGCAGCGCUCCAGGGACCCCGACAGGGAGAGGAGCCACGAGCGCGAGAAGCCGGGGAGAAAGUCCUCAAGCUCAGGAGAGAUGUCUAAAAAGUCGUCAGAUGGAUCUUUCAAAGACUCCAAAGCUGAAACAGAGACUGAGAUUUCCACUAGAGCAUCCAGGUCAGUGACAACAAAGACAUCAAAACGGCGAUCCAAAAAUUCAGUGGAAGGAAGAAGGGAUUCUAGAACCAGUGAAAAUAGUCUCUCCCCUGAAAAAGAACGUCACUCUUCCUGCAGUAAAGCUAAGAAGGAACACACCGGGAAACAGCUCGGAAGAAAGGAGGAUGAUAUUUCAGCUAAAAUUUUAGACCCCAUAGUGUCUGGAUUAAAUAAUGAACCAGAUCAGGAAACUACAACUUCAGAAAUAGGAACAAAGGAAGCUAAUACUAACUCAGCUAGUGUUUCAGAUGCUAAUUCAUCUAGUCUGCCUCGAGAAAGUGCUGAGCCAGAACCAGCAGUAAAGCAGAAAGGUGAUUCUCCUAGUGAUGCAGAAGGAGACGUUGGACCUUCUGGCCAGGAGAAGUGUGAGGUGCCGGAGAAUUCCGAGCUGCCAGGCGAGCUCCCAGCCGCCGUCAGGAGGAUACCUCGGCCCGGGAGCGCACGGCCCGCGCCUCCCCGGGUCAGGCGACCGGAGAGUGCGGAGGUGCCGACGACAGACAGGACAGGAAGUGGUAAAACCGUCUCAAACGUGAUCGUAGAGUCACAGAAUUCUGACAGUGAAGACGCCGACCAGUUUGUGGUGGAGGCCGCCCCCCAGCUCUCUGAGACGUCAGAGCUUGACAUGGUACAGGCGGUGGAAUUAGAAGAUGAGAAGCACGGAGGACUUGUCAAAAAAAUUUUGGAGACUAAGAAAGAUUAUGAGAAGUUGCAGCAGUCACCCAAACCUGGAGAGAAGGAGAAACUGCUCGUCUUUGAGUCGGCGUGGAAGAAGGAGAAGGACAUAGUCUCCAAGGAGAUAGAGAAGCUCCGUGUGUCCAUCCAGACCCUGUGCAGGAGCGCACUUCCCCUGGGCAAGAUCAUGGACUACAUCCAGGAGGACGUCGACGCCAUGCAGAACGAGUUGCAGCUGUGGCACAGCGAGAACCGGCAGCAUGCUGAGGCCCUGCGGAAGGAGCAGAGCAUCACAGACUGUGCCCUGGAGCCCUUGGAGGCGGAGCUGGCGGAGCUGGAGCAGCUGGUCAGAGACCAGCAGGACAGGAUCUGCGCCGUGAAGGCCAGUAUUCUGAGGAAUGAAGAGAAAAUUCAGAAAAUGGUGCACAGUAUCCAUCUGAGUUCCAAAAGGUGAAAGCGCAGACGUUUCGGAGACUAAAGGCCGUCCUCAGUUUGCACGUCGUUACUCCUUAAGUUUCCGUUUGAAGACAAUGAACAGUUUACAGUGUUAUCCAACUAAUUUUCAGAGCUUUACAAGCGUGAGGCAUAUUCAGUGUGUGAAGACCAUGUGUUCCUACCUUCCUCCGCUAGAAUACUUGCUAGUCAUAAAUAGCUCUUGCAAAUGCCUGUGUGAAAAGUUUCUUUACAAGCCUGUCCUUUGUAUUUCCCCCGUAGGCUGUUCAGUUCUGUGCCAGAUUCGCCAGCAGGUGAGUGGUGCUGGCGCAGCCAGGGAUGCAGGCGUCUGUGAUUUCAGACUCUGAGUCUAGUGACAGGACUUCUGUGAGUCAGGCACUGAGUGAGAUGGCUGUACAUUUUGAUAGGAGCUUCAUAAAUACAAUGAAGCCUGAAAAUGAAUGAAUUAUAUUUUUAGCUCAUUUCCACUUGAAAAGGGUUAAUUUCGGCCCAUAUCUUUAUAAGGUACGCGUGAACUUUAAUUUUUAACCUCUUUGUAAUUGCAUACAUGUUAUGUAAUUUUCUUACUGGUCCCUUUUAUCUUUUGCUUAUAUUUCCAGCCCUUAAAGUUCAUACAUUUAAAAAGGAGGUUUGAGUAUGGCCUUCAUGGACAUCAUCUGGACAUGAGAUUGUCACAGGCCCUUUCCUCACUUUCUUUAACAUUUUGCCCCUGGGUUUUCGCCACGUGCACACUUGUGUCACUUGCCUCGUUCUCUCCAGAAGAGGGGCUUGCUCUCCAAGGCAUCGGCAUCAUGCCUUUUCCUUCGCACAGGUGUAAGCACCUGUGCACCUGAGAGACAGGUAGCUUAGGGAAAACUGCAAAAGGAAGACUUACAAGGAUACAUGGAUUUGCAAAAUUUUUUAAUGUUAGCGUUUUUUUGGAAAUUUUUUUUUAAAGCAAAAGUUUUUUUUUUUUAAACAUGGUUUAUAUUUAGUUUUUCACUGCAUAUAAUAUUGUAAAUACUUACUAAAGUCUUCAAUUUGUGUAUAAAGGAUUUCACUGUUUGGAGACAUACUUACGGGUCUUAAGGUCUGGGUCCUGAUACUUUUAUUUCUAGAUACUGUAUUUAUUAUGUAACCCAAGGAGGGCCAUUUUAAGUGUUAGAAUUUGCCCGAGAAAGUUUUGUUUCUUUAAAAAACUAGCACAAAUGGCACGGUUAAGUUUUUCUUAGUGUAAUUUCCAAAAUAAAUCUGUUACAAAGGUAGUUCUAUGACUUUCGAAGCUGAGUAAGUUCAAGGUCAGAUUAUUAAGAUCUGCCGUCAUGAAACAUUGGUCGUCUUCUCCUUUCCGUAGUUUACCGUAAAAUUCAGUUUGGCGAGGCUCCACUAAUGCAGCACUGCCGGCGGGCAGGUGUGUCAGUCCCCAGCCCUCACAUGCUCAUAGUCUCUUUUCCACUGACUUGGAUGGCAGCCACCAUACUAAAGGGACCCUGUUUUGCUUCAAGUGAAGGUGUCUGCCUUUAAUGAAUUUGUACAUAAGACUAGAGAUUUUGUGUUGCAAAAAAUUACAUACAUUGUGAGUAAAAUUUUGUAUGAAGUAGUCUCUCAAAUUGUAUCAUAAAAUUUAUUUUUCUUUUAUACAUAAAUCAUUAAAAAUAAUCAGAUUUUUUUUCUA